This is a messenger RNA of Herpailurus yagouaroundi (jaguarundi), 2172 nucleotides long. It is a transcript of the gene SLC46A2, whose product is annotated as solute carrier family 46 member 2. The record is from RefSeq and is a predicted model, not a curated record. The coding region runs from base 125 to 1543 and encodes 472 amino acids. Gene Ontology annotation, biological process: transmembrane transport. Gene Ontology annotation, cellular component: membrane. Lineage: Eukaryota; Metazoa; Chordata; Mammalia; Carnivora; Felidae. Gene Ontology annotation, molecular function: transmembrane transporter activity. The transcript is spliced from 2 exons.
CAGGGUCGGCCGCUGUCACACGCGCCCCAGCUCGGCCCCGUCCCGCGCGCACCCGGGAGCACGGCGCACAGUCGCGCUCGCACCGAGUCCGGCCAGCCCUUCCGGCCCGUCUCCGAGAGCCCUCAUGGGCCCCGAGGCCACCUGCCCGUGGAGCGGCCCCCUGCCUCGCCUCCGGGUGAGGACCUUGAUCGAGCCCGUGGUGGCGUCCACGCAGGUGGCCGCCUCCCUCUACGAGGCGGGGCUGCUCCUCGUGGUGAAGGCGUCCUUCGGAGCCGGGGCCUCCUCCAACCACAGCGCCAGCCCGUCGCCCCGGGACGCUCUGGAGGACGAACAGCAGAGGGCCAUCUCCAACUUCUACAUCGUCUACAACCUGGUGGCGGGCCUGACGCCCCUGCUGUCCGCCUACGGGCUGGGCUGGCUCAGCGACCGCUACCACCGCAAGAUCUCCAUCUGCGUGUCCCUGCUGGGCUUCCUGCUCUCCCGCCUGGGGCUGCUGCUCAAGGUGCUGCUGGACUGGCCCGUGGAGGUGCUGUACGGGGCGGCGGCGCUGAACGGGCUGUGCGGCGGCUUCUCCGCCUUCUGGUCGGGCGUCAUGGCCCUGGGAUCCCUCGGCUCCUCCGAGGACCGCCGCUCCCUGCGCCUCAUCCUCCUCGACCUGAUCCUGGGCCUGGCGGGAUUCUGCGGGAGCAUGGCCUCGGGGCACCUCUUCAAGCAGAUGACUGGGCACCACUCGGGGCAGGGCCUGGUGCUGACGGCCUGCAGCGUGAGCUGUGCCACUUUUGCACUUGUGUACAGCCUCUUGAUACUGAAGGUCCCCGAGUCGACGGCCAGUCCCAGGACGGCACUCCCCGCUGUGGAUACGGUGUCAGGCACAAUUGGCACGUAUCGUACCCUGGAUCCCGAUCAGUCAGACAAGCAGGGUGUGGAGGGGUACCCUCCAUCUCCCGGGAAAGCAGUGCCCAAAAAGACUGUCAUCGCCCUGCUCUUUGUGGGUGCCGUCAUAUAUGACCUGGCAGUGGUGGGCACCGUGGACGUGAUGCCCCUUUUUGUGCUCAGGGAGCCUCUCAGGUGGAAUCAAGUGCAGGUGGGCUAUGGUAUGGCAGCCGGGUACACCAUCUUCAUCACCAGCUUCCUGGGCGUCCUGCUCUUCUCCCGCUGCUUCCGGGACACCACUAUGAUCGUGAUUGGGAUGGUCUCCUUUGGGUCGGGAGCCCUCCUCUUGGCUUUCGUGAAAGAGACAUACAUGUUCUACAUCGCAUCGUGGCCUACAAACAAGCCUCAUGACUGCAAUAUGGAGACAUCGCAGAGAAAUGAAGGUGCUGACCGACGGGAGCUGAAAAUACCAGCAAUGGCUUCUUUCGAAGUCAAAAGAAGGGACUGGGUGCUGGUGACCAAAGCAAGCCACUGCUCCAAAACCCCAGGUUCCAGCCGGAGUUGGCUUGGGCAUGAGCUGCUCUGGCUCAGGGGUCCCUGGCUGGUGGGGAAAAGCACUUUCUUGGUGAUAGAACUUUCUCAGCUUUCAGAUGUCCCUGUCAGAGGUUAGGUUCUGGGGACAGUAGAGGGUGAACUUCCAAGGGUUAGAUGCAGGGGGCCGUGCAGGGGCCGUGCACAGUCACACGAGACGCAUAAAGGGCUGCAGACAGCAGCCCCUUUUCUUCCAGGAGUUGGCUCUAAGGUACCACUAACUAGUCACCUGGGUGCCGUGCUGGGGAUCCCCCAGGAAAACUCAAGCCAAAGCAUGCAUUUUCAACAGCCUAGAGGGAGCGCAGAGGGGAUGCUUUGUAAGAACUCCCAACAGUGAACAUCAGCCAAUAUAUAUAUAUUUUUUAAUUAAAAUAAAACCUUGAAAAAAACUUAGCUUUCUUCCCUGAGGCCUUGUUAGCUGUGAACACUCAGGAGAGAUUUGGGGCUGAGGCUCUUGGCUUCAGGGUAGUUUUACUGCCGUCAUUACUGUUGUUUUUAAGAAGCAAAUAUCAAACGACUUUCUUUAGUGACUAUUACAUGGCAUAUUUUCAGUCAACACUACUUCUUCCCAAAGUGGGCGGUGUGGAGAGAGAGGGCAGAGGAGAUAGGCCAAGAGCCGUCUUAUUUUGAGGUACCUAUUUUUACAGACUAUUUUACUUACACAUAGAAAAACAGGCUCACCUCCAAAUAAAAUCAACAUUUACUGUA